AUGAUUUUGCUCCAUCGCCUCUGUUUAUUGUUCGCUCUGCUUGCUACAGUCUCAGAAAAUGUACUUGCGUCCGUGUUGGCGAUCGACUAUGGCGCGGACUGGAUCAAGGCUUCGCUCAUGAAGCCCGGCGUUCCGUUCGACGUCUUGUUGAACAAGGACUCGAAGCGGAAGAUUCAGUCGUCUGUGGGGUGGAAACAGAAAGAUAGGCUGUUUGGCUCAGAUGCGUUCGCUAUUGCAGGAAGAUACCCCACGGACUCGUUCUCGUCACUGAAGUUUCUGCAAGCGGCCCCAUAUGCAUCUGAUGCGGUCUCCUUCUAUACCUCAAUCUCAUCCGCAGACGUCGUCAAGACAGAGCGAGGGACAGUUGCGUUACGUCGCUCAGAUGGCACGGAGUGGGCUGUCGAGGAAUUAAUUGCAAUGCAGUUCGCAUACGUUCGGCAGCUGGCCGAGGACGUUGCCGGAGAGAGAGUACUCGAUGUUGUGGUCACCGUGCCACCAUACUAUACACAACACGAGCGCGAAGCCGUAAUGGACGCCAUCGAAAUUGCCGGGAUGCGCACGCUCGCGCUCGUGAACGACGGCACAGCAGUCGCAGUCAACUAUGCCAUGACGCGCACUUUCCUCACGCCCGAGUACCACGUCAUCUACGACGCAGGCACGUCCGCCAUUCGCGCGACCGUCGUGGGCUUCUCAUCCGUCGCGGGCGACGCGAAGGGCAGCGUGCAGAUCAAUGUCGCCGGCCUCGGGUUCGACCGCACCAUCGGCGGGACAGAGCUCGAUCGUCGGUUGCGCGACAUCAUGAUUGAGGAUUUCCAGCGCAAGCACGACAAGGACAUCCGCAGCGACAAACGUGCGAUGACGAAGCUGUGGAAGGAAGCCGGCCGGAUAAAGACGAUUCUAAGCGCGAACGCAGACGCGAUGGCGACGGUCGAGAGCCUGGCCUUUGACAUUGAUUACCGGUCAAAGGUAACAAGAGCCGACUUUGAGAUCGCUUGUACGGAUCUGAAGGGAGAGUUCUCCCGGCCGAUCUUUGAUGCCCUUGCCCGCGCUGGCUUGACCUUGAACGAUAUUUCUUCUGUCAUUUUGACCGGUGGAGCUUCGCGAACACCAAUGAUCCAGGCCGCGCUCAAGGCUGCCGUUGGAGACAGCAAAAUCGCCAUGAACGUCAAUGCGGACGAGGCAGCCGUCAUGGGCGCCGCUCUUCAUGGUGCAGCACUCAGCAGGCAGUUCAGGACCAAGGACAUCAAAGUGAUCGACAUCGCGCCUUACGACAUCCAACUUUCGUACCCAGCGGAACCCAAGUCCCCGGACGUAAAGCCCCGGAUGAUCAACACCCUUGUCCUUCCCGUGGGUACGAAUACUGGCGCUAAGAAGACGCUCACGUUUAAGCGCUCGGACGACUUCACCGUCAAGAUGGCUUAUAAAAGUCCACCUGCUCCUGGAUUACCGACGCAGCUAAUGGAAGCCAAGCUUGUCGGCGUGUCUGAGGCCAUCCGGAACCUCACGGAAGCUGGUGCAACAGAUCCCGUGGUGAAGGCGACAGUCAGCUUCACUGAAUCUGGUUUGAGCACCUUGAGUGACAUCCUUGUGCACGGGGAGAUUAAGGAUGACUCCAUCACUGGCAAACUAAAGGGAUUCUUCGGCGGAUCAUCGUCCUCGUCCGAGGAGGUAUCUGAGGGCGAGGAAGGGGUAGUCACUGAGGAGCAAGUACCUCUUGAAGUUCCUGCUCCGUCUACCUCAUCCGAAAAGAAGGUAGUGCAGGAUACUAUCUUGUUGGAUUAUGAGGUGGGCACUCCUUCAUUGCCACCGAUGUCAGCGACAGAGAAGCGUAAGGCGCGCGGAAGGCUGAUAGCUGUGGACAACGAAGAAGCCACCAAACGUCGCAGGGAGGAAGCGCGAAACACUCUUGAGGGAUACACGUAUCGACUGCGCGAUCUGUUGGAGGACAACAGUCCAACUUCUCCGUUUAUGAAGUGCUCGCAAGAGGCAGAAAGGAAAAGAAUCGCUGAGCAGCUGGAAGAGACAUUCACUUGGCUCUCAGAAAAUGGCGAGGAUGCCGAUACGAGGGACCUACUUGAUAAGAGAGGCACACUAGAGAGUCUCGAGCACCCGAUCAUUCACAGAUACACCGAGAUCGAGAAGUUUCCUCACGCGCUGAAUAACAGUCAGCUUUGGAACUGGCAGACACGUAUCUUCCUCGGUGAGGCAAGAAAGAAUCUGACCAUUGCCGAGGACGGCGGGCCGCCAUCGAAGUACACCUUAGAGGAACUCGAGGCGCUGGAGAAGACUCUGGCAGAGCAUGAGACGUGGCUAGAUGAAUGGGUGGAGAAGCAAAAGUCAGUGAAGAUGAACGAGGACCCGGUUAUCCUAACGAGCGAGAUGCGUGCGCGGGUGAAGCCGUUGCAGAACCAUCUAGAGCGACUGCUUAAGAAGAAGGUGCCGCGGCCGACGAAGAAAUCCGCAUCAUCGAGCACUGCGCAAGCAUCGGAGACGAGUGCGGAUGCUGAGGGAGAAGAGACUGAGGUUACGCAGACGACGGCAUCGAGCAGCACGACGUCUGUACUUGCAGGGACGGAUGUGCCUCAUGAUGAGCUGUAG
Molecule: messenger RNA, 2598 nt
Organism: Laetiporus sulphureus 93-53
Lineage: Eukaryota; Fungi; Basidiomycota; Agaricomycetes; Polyporales; Laetiporaceae
Product: actin-like ATPase domain-containing protein
Exons: 9
Coding region: 1-2598 (865 amino acids)
Biological process (GO): negative regulation of hypoxia-induced intrinsic apoptotic signaling pathway; cellular response to hypoxia; endoplasmic reticulum unfolded protein response
Cellular component (GO): endoplasmic reticulum chaperone complex
Molecular function (GO): ATP binding; ATP-dependent protein folding chaperone
Source: RefSeq, a predicted model, not a curated record